Messenger RNA from Cydia pomonella (codling moth), 5495 nucleotides. RefSeq lists its product as uncharacterized. The transcript is spliced from 5 exons. The record is from RefSeq and is a predicted model, not a curated record. NCBI's taxonomy places the organism in Eukaryota, Metazoa, Arthropoda, Insecta, Lepidoptera, Tortricidae. Bases 393 to 830 code for a protein of 145 amino acids.
CUGUGCGCGUCGCGUGUGUUCGGACCGACCGAAAACUUUUGCGAUAUCGUUUGGAACGAUCGGAAAGUUACUUUUUAAAUUUUUAAAGUAGAAGUAUUCGCGCGUUUUGAGUGUUGCAAACAGUGAAAGGUGUGGGAGCUUCGCGUGGACGAAAGUUUGAUGUGCCUUCGCAUUCAUCGCUAAGCCAACCGGUCAAAGAACUGAUAACAUAAAUCUUUAAAAGUCCUACAACUUCAGAAAAAAAGUUUCCGUGAUAAUCCUGGCCGGUAGAAAUAGAUGCCCGAUAAUUUGGAAGAAGAAAAGUUUGAGGUUAGGCUGUGGCUUGCUGGCGGCGGUGGAUCUGGGUGGGGUGCGCGGGCGCCGUCGCGCAGCGCAGCCCGCUCGGCUGGGCCAUGGGCAGCUCGCAGCGCCUCGCCGCCGUGGCCGCGGCCUCGCACGCGCGCCACUAUAACCAUAGCCACGAAGUGCUGCAGACGGAGACUGCGCAUUACAAUGUCAACAUACUCUUUGUCAGUGCGACGUUAUGUGGGGUGCUAGUGGCGGUGUGCGCCGCUUGCUGGCGACGUUCCCCGUCGUCGAACAAGCCUGAAGACGUAUCCGAAGUCAGCGGCGUCUACACUGUCAGCGGAGACAGCAGGCUUAACCAGGUCGUGGAUCCCCCUCCUGGUCCUCCCCCCGCCUACGACACCGUGGUCGACUGCCCUGCCGAACCGAAGGACUGUUCGUUACAGGAGGUGACAACAGAGCCCUGUAGCCACUGCAAGCCGCGCUGCGACAGCGGGCUACCGUCAUACGAAGCUGCCGUGAUGCUAAAAGACACUAAGUUAUAAUCCCGAGUGAACCCCACCAGCACCCAUCCAGUAGCACUCUUUCUAAGUAAUAUAGUUAAAAAGAGAUGGGUAGUUCUCAGGGUGUCGCGGCACAUGCGCUUAUGAGAUUCAGGGCACUGAGCCUCUUAUAGUGCUGUAUGGAGUUAUGUACAGUUUGUGUAGAAUACAACAGACAACGGGCUGGCUUCAUACCAAGUUAACUCUUAUGUUAGAAAACAGUAUAGCGUCCGAGUAAUCGUCACACGCAAGAAAAGGUAGCGCGCUGUACUUAUGUAUAGUAUAUAAGACAAUAUAGCCUUGUAGGUGUAAACCCCGUUGAAAGACACCAGUUGCCGCGUCAGUGUAACCCCAACGAACACGAGUGAGAUCCCAAAAAAUUAGUGAUGGCCUGCAGCCGCGUGACGCAUGUUCAACAUAGAAAAUAACAGCGCCUUUAACCAACGGCAACAGGGGCAUUCCACAAAAAGGUCUAAUUUGUCGGUGACGUGACGUGUAUGGUAGCUACUUUAAUAACCUGCAGAAAUCAAAUGUUAUCAAGCCAAAUAUUAGGUUUUUAUUUCUUAGCUUUAUCAGAAGUGUUAAUAAAAUAGUGUGACGUACCCGAUACUUUUCUGGAAUGCCCCACCGAAGCCAUAGCGAUGCUAAUGUAUGUUAUGAUUGCGCCAAAGCAAUCAUAGACUCGCGUAUAGUGUAUCAGUUUUUUUUGAUUCGGUCCCAAAAUCACACAUUAGUUCCGCAUCAAUAGACGAGCGUUAUUAUACCUGAGUUCUUCCUGAGUUACGCAAUCAAUGAAUAAUGAACCCACGUCAUGAACACAUGAAAAGUAAUUAUAAGUUAUCUGACAUCGUACCUUUGAAAAUAAUUACGAUAAUGUUUAACACAAUUAUUUUCUUAUAAUUGCAAAAGUGAGUGGUGAAUGUGGCGAUGAUUUCUAGUCUUUGCUCUAUCAAAGACACGAAAUCUUGAUAAAAAUUAAAAUCGUUGCAGAGCAGCCUAAAUCCUCGUACCUAUUACGGUAGUCGAUAUCGCGCUACGCUAUCGAUUCAUCACGGCUAAGUGUCAGACUAUGUCGCGUGCACUCGGCGUCAACGGCAAUCCUCAAAUCGUGAUAAGACUUCAGUGCUGUUAUUCCAACUGUUUACUGAACACAGAUGACUCGAACGUCAACCCGAGGAACACGGAACGAAUGCUCCAAGUUGACGCCGGUUGCCAUAAAUUAGUUUUUGCCAAUAUGUGGCGGUCGGUGUCAGCGUCGAGCGUCGGAGUCGGGAGCGAGCCGAGACGUGGGCGUAAUAUCAGUCAGUCUGACUGUGAAAUUCCUCAACAUUGCCCAACGAUACCAAAUCAUGACUAAAAUUAAAUCGCUAGUCUAGAACUUCGUACCUACGCUAAUCGAUAGCGCGCUACACUAUCGAUUCAUCACGGCUAAGUGUCAGACUAUGUCGCGUCAGUCGCGUGCACUCAACAGCAAUCCUCAAAUCGUGAUAAGACUUCUAGGGAUGUGAUUCCAACUUACCGAAUGCAGAUGAAUCUGAAUUGACGACAGGGACACAUCUGUGGGAAAUAUCUGCAUCGUGUUUGACGUAUUGCAGCUUCUGUCCUGUCCCUAUCGUCAGUUACUAAAUUUAAGAAAGUGUAACAACCUCUAAGGUGACUGUCACAUAGAGACUUAGAAUAAUGCCAUUUUUUUUUACCCAUUUUCAUACGAAGCAUUUUCGCUAAAUACCGGGAAAUCCAUGUUAUCUGCUACGACGUAGCGUUACGACCGUAGCUCAGCGGUGAAUGUGUUAAGACAGCGAAUAAUGUAGAUGUCGUGACCAAAUCAUAGAUUUUUAUCAUUUCAUGAUAUAUCUAUCUUAUAUAUAUCUUAGAAUAAAAUUUAUCACCUAAUUAUAAGGUUAGGUUAAGUUUGGUUAGUUUAUCUCAUGUUGUGGCCUACCAAUUAUUUUAUGUAAUGAUCAAUUCAAAGAUCUGGCCACGACAUAUACACUGUUGAGCAAGUUUACGGUAACCGAUGUUUAAAUAAAGACAAGCACAAAAAAAUAAAGUCGGUAGCUGAAAGUGUGAAAAUAAAUGAUUAGUCUGUGCAUUCGACUCACAUCUGCUAGACGUCUAUUGGAAUAAAGCCACCUUUCUUCCGAACACAAAUCCUAGCUGCUUAAGAAUAACCUCACGAUCCGCAUUUCAUAUAUGCGAUACGACGAGAAUGGAAGGUAUUUUAAAUACAAUUACGGGAAUGUGUUAUUAGGUUGGGAUCGGGACUUUUGGUGCUCCCACAUUGGCUGUUAUAACAUGUUAUAUAACAUCGUGUGACAGGGACACCAUAAUAAAUUACUAUCACGAUGUCCCUGUCAUACGAUGUUGUAUAACAUUAUAUCUUAAUUAUCCCUGGUCGUUAAUUAGUGUAGGUUUUAAGGUUCUGACGGAAGAUCAGCGCUGUGGUCUCCGCAGCAUUUAUGCUGAGUCAGCGCCUAUUCUUUACUUUACCAUAACACGUGACCCUCUACUAAUCUAAAAAUAAGACACGUAAUACAUUGUUAUUGAUAUUAGUGUUAAAUUGUAUGUUACUUUUUCUUUCUGUUGUCAAUUUUCUUUUUGUCUCUUGUUAUUUGUUUGUGUCAGAAAGCAUGUAAGUUGUGGUUGAAUAAAGAUUUUAUCUAUCUAUCUAUCUAUAUAUACGAGUAACAGCCAAUAUAGGAGCACCAUUUGGGAUAAAACAAGACUUGGGAAAAUAAGACUAGGUUAUCUCCUCUCACGAGUCUGUCUUUGCAUAGCUUGAAACUCAAUACAUGUAUGGUUCCACUAUUUUAGCAUAAUUCUAAAAACAUAAUCGAAAAAAAUAUAUGUACAAAAUUUUACGAGAAUGCAUUGCGAAACAAAUACAUUGCUUUCCACUAGCUCGGUCAAAAUGUCAUAUUAUCGUAGUUUAACGCUGGUUUAUUUUUCAAUAUUUGUUUACUGACCUUAAAUAUAAACCGUGGUCUACAUUGAAAAUAGAGAUUGUAUAAAAUAAACAAUGUAGUUUAACUGUUCAUGUGCCAUUUUGUUUUCGGAGCAUAAUACACGGAAUCGCUUCAAUUACAAAUUAUACCGAGUAUGGUUUGGUUAUAUCAUAUUUCAAGAAUUUACUUAUCUUAACUACAGAAAAAUAUGAAGGGUCCCCAGCAAGCUCGGUUUUCCAUACAAACGUUGUUACGCUCUCAUUUUGAAACUACUUGCUAGAAAAUUUUGUACAAAAUUUUACAAAAAAUACAGCGACUUUUCAUACAAAACUUGUUUUUGCGCUAUUUCGUUUGUUUUAUAAGCUGGAGCUUUAUAAACUGAUUACAGGCAUAGAUAUACCUCAUGUCAUUGUAUACAAACUUUAUAUACAAUGUGUGUAUUGUAAACUUUGCAGUUUCAUUACAAUCAAAAUUCUUUGCAGUUUUAAAACGAGAAUCAUGUUAUUUAAGCAUAAAAUGAGGGCGUACCUUCGGUUGUAUGGUGGCGGUUAGAUUCGUGUGACUCUUAAGGUCAGGUAAGAAAACUUAUUUUGUCUGGGACCCAAUUCGAACAAUGCUUAUAAGAUGUCAUAGCGAUACGAUACGGAUCUGUUACUGUCUUAAGUGACGUAAAGUUUACGUCACUUUAGACACUGACAGAUCGGUAUCGUAUUGCUGUGAUAUCUUAUAUAGCAUUGUUCGAAUCGGGCCGCGCCAGAUCAGUAUGAAAACUCCGAGGUUUUCUCUUGUCCUGGAGCUCCCCACCUGAUCCUAUUUUUUGAUUGCCGGUUUACAUAUCCUAAUUUCGUAAAAUCCUGAAAUUACAAACAAGCAAAACUCCAACUAAACGCGGAUUACCAUACACUAAAAAGUUCUGACGUGAGCUCAGCGUUUAAGCCUAACAAUAAAUUGUGAGGGGCCUUCAUAAUAUUCCCGUGCCUUUGUCUGCGGCGUCCCGGCGUGAAUAGUUUCUAGAAGGAUAUAGGUCGUACGGUACGAGUAUAUAAAGUGCCUAGUGUCGGUGAAAACUCGAGGCAUACGAGUCUUAAUUUGAAGAACUCAGUUCAGACACAUGAUUCAGAUUUAGACGCAAUCGGUGCAGCAAAGAGUUAUUGAUGGUAGUAGAGAAGUAAAGUCUAAGAAAAGAUGUGCCUCAUAGAGGCAACAGAACCAGAUGGCACUGUGCUGUGCCGUAUAUUUUGUGGUCACUGAUUUGUCAAAAUGGAAAUUUUUGACAACUAGGCUUACCGCAUAAUGUACUGAGCCGUACAGCGCCAUCUCGUGUAGCUAUCAAAUUCGAACCACGAAAUUGCCUUAGACUUAACUCAUCUGGUACAUGCAGUAAAUCUUUAGGUGUAGUAUGCAGUAUUUAUUACUGGGUGCUUCAUACAUAAGUGGCAUAUAGUUCGUGUCAUCCACGAUGACGCGCAGUUUUGUCAAAUCUAACCUUUAAUGACAUGACAUUACGUGUCAAGGCAUGCGUACGGAAUAUUAUAGUGUCGUACCGAUUCCUUACUCUCAAGCCAUAAAAGGCCCUGACGUGACUCUGUGGUUAAAAUACUUUAGAGCCGGGGUCUCCACUAGUUUCUUCUGAGGUCCGGUUUCUAAAUAAAAAGACCAUCGCGGUCCGUUUAAAUCUACUUGAAUUUAUUAAAUAAGCCAAAAAAUUAAUUUGGAGUGCGGA